This is a messenger RNA of Acanthopagrus latus (yellowfin seabream), 4817 nucleotides long. Its product is annotated as rab11 family-interacting protein 1-like. Gene Ontology annotation, cellular component: intracellular membrane-bounded organelle. NCBI's taxonomy places the organism in Eukaryota, Metazoa, Chordata, Actinopteri, Spariformes, Sparidae. Gene Ontology annotation, biological process: intracellular protein transport; regulated exocytosis. Gene Ontology annotation, molecular function: small GTPase binding. Bases 262 to 4200 code for a protein of 1312 amino acids. The transcript has 6 exons. The record is from RefSeq and is a predicted model, not a curated record.
GCCGAGCUGAGUGUCUCAAGGGUGUUACAGCAGUCAUGUAAUCUGGGGGAGUGUCUUGUCCUAACCGCGGCCCCCCCCUCUGUCGAUCUGACCACGCCCAAUCAGCUGUUUCCUCAAGUUCAACCGAGCGCACGGGGAAACUUUUCCCUCCCUCCCUGUCCAGUGUCACGGCGGACCCAUGGUGGCAGGCACCGCCGCAGCGUUUGUCAUUCGGCUUCUCAGUUUGUGCGCGGGGUUAAUCCAGCAACAAGUGGCGUCAGCAUGUCCCUGUCGGAUCAGCUGUGGUGUCCCGCCAGCGCCCAGGUAACGGUGCUCCAAGCCAGAGGCCUCAGGAUCAAGGGGAAAGGCGGCACCAACGAUGCGUACGCGGUCAUGCAGGUGGGCAAGGAGAAGUACCAGACCUCGGUGGUGGAGAAGAGCGUGGCCCCGGUCUGGAAGGAGGAGGCCACUUUCGACCUGCCGCAGCAGCAGCAGCGAGGUGGAGGUGGAGGAGGCACGGAGCGAUCCACGCUGCAUGUCCACGUCCUGCACCGGGCCCUGGUGGGUCCGGACAAGCUGCUGGGACAGGCCGUCAUCAACCUGCUGCAGCUCAGCGAGGACAGGACCCGCAACAAGACCGAGUGGUUUAAGCUGCUGGACAAGACCGGCAAGGCGGACAAAGACAGAGGGGAGGUGCUGGUCGACAUCCAGUUCAUGAGAAACAACAUGACCGCCAGCAUGUUUGACCUCUCUGCCGCCGGCAAAUCCAGAUCCCGCCUGGGCAAGUUCAAGGACAAAGUCCGUGGCAAGAAAAAAGAAUCAGACACUAUGUCGACCAUAGUUCCAUCCUUCACUCAGGUUCUGACUGACAGUGAGGAGGAGGGGAACGGGGACGCCGAGGCGGCUGCCGGAAAGGAUGAGAAGAAGAAGAAGCACAAGAUGAAGUCGUUGUUUUCUCCAAAGUCUAAUCUGCAGAAGAAUAUGUCUCAGUCCAUGUCUGUCCUGCCUGGGAAGAACUCCCCGCUGAGCGGCAGCCAGUCGUCCGGUCUGAAUGUGGAUCCCUCUGAAGGUAAAAAGAAGUUCAAAUUCAAGAUUCACAAACGAUCAGGCAGCUCAGACAACAAAGAUUCCUCCUCCAGUCUCCAAAAACAUGGUGCUACCGAACAGAGUAACCUGUGCAUCAAUGGCAGUCAUAUAUACUGUGAAGAGCCGCCGGCCCGGACCUCUCGCAUCGGCUCGAACUUCAGUCUGGCCAGCUCAGGACACGGAUCCAUGGAAGACGUCCCCGACGGCUCUCCUCCAUCUGUUGAUUCGCUCAGAGGAGUGAGGCAGUACUCGCCCUGGACAGAGGAGGAGGAAGAGAUGGCGGAAGUCGAAAAUAUAAAAGAGGAUGUGGAAGAGGAGAGGAUUACAUUGGAAGAGGAGGAGGAGAGGAUGAGACAAGAAGAUGCUGAGAGGUUGGCUGAGGAGAAGAGGAGACAAGAGCAAAGGACUGUCGAGGAAGAGGAAAAAAGGCAAAGAGAGGAAGAAGAGAGGAUUAGGAUGGAGGAAGAAAAGGCAGAGGAAGAAAGGAGGAGACGAGAAGAGGAGCAAAGGUUGGCAGAGGAAAAGUGGAGACUGGAGGAAGAAGAGAGGAGAAGGAAUGAAGAGGAGAAACUAAGAAAGGAGGAAGAGGAGAGGAUUCAGAGGGAGGAGGAAGAGAGGAGUAGACGAGAGGAAGAGGAAAGGGCUAGGAGAGAAGAAGAGCAUGAGAGAUUAGCACAGGAGAAGAGGAGAGUAGAGGAAGAGGAAAGGGCUAGGAGAGAAGAAGAGCGCCAAAGAUUAGCACAGGAGAAGAGGAGACAAGAGGAAGAAGAAAGGAGGAUUAAGGAAGAUGAAAAAAUGAAAAGAGAGGACGAGGAGAGGAUUAGGAUUGCAGAGGAAAGGGCUAAGGAAGAAAGGAGGCAAGAGGAAGAGCGUAAAUUAGCAGAGGAAAAGAUGAGACUGGAGGAAGAAGAAAGGAGAAUGAUUGAAGAAGAGGAAGCAAGGAGGCUGGAGGAACAGGAAAGAAAGAGAAUUGAGGAAGUGGAGAGGAUUAGGAUGGAGGAGGAAAUGGCUCAAGAACAGCGGAGACGAGAUGAAGAGGAGAGUGCUAAAAGACAAGAAGAAGAGCAUAAACUGGCAGAGCAGAAGAGGAGACUAGAGGAAGAAAGAAGGCAAAGAGAGGAAGAGGAGAGGAUUAGUAUGGAAGAGGAGAGGAAGAGACGAGAGGAAGAGGAUAAAUUGGCAGAGGAAAAGAAGAGACUUGAGGAAGAAGAAAGAAGAAGGAUUGAAGAAGAGGAAGUUAGAAAGGAGGAAGAGGAGAAAAGGAGGGAGGAGGAAGAGAGGAGGAGACGAGAGGAAGAGGAGCUGGUGAGAAAACGAGAAGAGGAGCAUGAGGAAAAGAGAAGGCUAGAGGUACAGGAAAGGAAGCGAAAGGAGGAGGAGGAAAGAAUUAAGAAAGAGGAGGAGGAAAUGGCUCGGAGGGAAAAGGAAGAAUAUGAGAGAUUGGUAGAGAAAAAGAUGAAACUAGAGGAGGAAGAACGGAAAAGGAUUGAGGCAGAGGAGAAAAUUAGAAAGGAGGAAGAGGAAAGGGUCAAGGCAGCUGAAGAUAGGAGGAGGAAGGAAGAGGAGAGGAGGCUAGAAGAAGAGCGGGAGAAGUUGGCAGAGGAGAAGAGGAUAAUGGAAGAGCAACAAAGGAGGAUUGAAGAAGAGGAAAAAAAGCAAAGGGAGGAAGAGCAAAGGAUUAGGAAAGAGGAGGAGAGGCGACACCAGGAAGAAGAGAGGAAAAGAAUUGUGGAAGAGGAGAGAAUUAGACAGGAAGAGGAGGAAAAGAUUCGGAUGGAGAAGGAGAGGAGGAGCAGAGAAGCGGAAGAGCAUAAAAUUAAAAUGGAGGAAGAGGAGAGAGCCAGGAAGCUGGAAAAAGCUGAACGGAAGACGAGGGCAAAUAAAACAAAACAGGAAGUUGCAGGGACGAAAUCCAAAGUGGGGAGCUCUGCACAAGUGUGUUCUAUGAAUCCUUUUGAUGAAGACUUUUCAAAUAAUCCUUUUGAUGAGACUCCCAACUCACCUGACAGUACCACGGUGUCAACAGUCCAGCAAAGGAGUCAACCUGCUGCGUCAGCGGCGGGAAGCAAGACUUCUUCCACUGAUGAAAAGGAUCUUAUAGGCAGUCAACUGGAGAAACGACCGGCUCCUCUGCCUCCAGGAAGAAAUCAAGCCGAGAGACAGAGUCAGAGAGAGCAAGAUGGAUCUACACGACAUCUGGUACAAGUUAACAAGCAGAGCAAAGACAAAGACGAGAAAACCAUUAGCGUCCCCCCUCAGCGCUCGGUGCACAUGAUCGCUCCUCUGAGUUGGUCUCCCACGGACGCAAAGAACCCCCAGAGCUUGGCGCAAAGUAAAGGUAAACGCCCUGCACCGUCUGCGCCAGCUGAACCCAAGAAAGCCUCAUCUUCUGAUGGCAAGAUUGCCAAUAAAAGUAGCUCCGGGGCUAAACAAGAGCCGAUUGCUUAUGGCUUAAAUCCAUUUGAAGAUGAUGAGGAUGAAAAUGAGCCCACAGCCCAGGAUACCGGCGCUUCAAUACAAGGGCCUCCAGCUGUGUCACAAUCUGCUGACGGAGAUGCCGCCUCUCAAGCAAAAAUCAAGUCCUCGAAGAAGGCGCGUGCUCCUCUGCUUCCUGCAGCCACAGCCGCCGCGUUGAGCACUUCGAUCAGUCAAAACAUGGAAGGAGGCCAUGAUACAGGUGUGACCACACAGGACGAUGAUCUAACCCACCCAGGGCACCCUGAGGAGGCUCCAGUUCAAGAGUCCCAGCCUGUGAUGGCUGCUGCGCCAGAGGCAGGUGGGAGGAGGGAGGUGCCUCCCGUGACCUCACGCAGACUUCAGCCUGUAAAACCCCUUAAUCCCCUGGGACAGCAGCCCGUCUCUGUUGCUCAGGGGGAAAUAGAUAACAAAUCCACAGGAAUCCACAGUGAAGUUCAAGAGAAAACAAAGGCAAAUAACACCGAGCUUAAAGGGCCGUACGCCCAGCUGACCCGGGAGGAGCUAAUCUCUCUGGUGCUCAAGCAGGACAACCAGCUGUCAGAGAGAGAUAAAAAGAUAUGUGAGCUGGAGCAGUACAUCGAUAACCUGCUCGUGCGUGUCAUGGAAGAGUCACCGACCAUCCUCAUGUCCAUGAACUCUAUGAAGAAAACUGUCUAGGUGGAUGAACAGCUGACACUUUAUACCCAGUGUUAAAGGUUAGGUUUACCAGGUUCAAGUUCAACAUACUGGCAAAAAAUGAUUAGAGUUGAAAUAUAUUUUUGGAGAACUGCUGCUGUUUCAGCCUUUCAGAUGAGGGGUUAUGUUAUCCUGCAAUCAAAUAUUAUAAUAAACCUAUUAAAUGAUUAACAUUUUUCUACUCUCUUUGCAUCAAGUAUGUACAUGUGUAAUGCUGAAAAAAACUUCUUCUGUAUAUUUGUCAUGACCAUUUUCCUGUCGAGCAUAUAAAUCUUUCAGCAGUGUUGAAUGUUGCCAACAUGUCAGACUAAAUUGCUGUAUGUUCUAUUGUCAGCUUCCUGUCCUCUGGAGAUAUCUCCGGUAUGAAGAAGAGCCUUAAUUUACUGUUUCAACUAUGCACUAAUGAUAAUGCACUAGUCAUGUUGAUAGAAGCUUCUCGCUCUACUGAAUGUCAACGUUUACAUGAUUCUACUAACCCCGAAGGCACUUUAUCCAGCUUCCACUAUUAACAUGAUGUCCACCGAAUCACUGCACUGUACUGAAGUUACUGCAUUAUGGUAUUAAAAUAUGUGAAAUAAAUUAAAUGUCUUUUUCUUGUA